CCUUUGGCUUUCAUUGAAAUAACUGCUCAUCCAGUCUAGAUACAGUCCAAAUAAAAUGUUAUACUAAUAUUCCUGUGAAGGCUUAGCCUACUUUGCGCCUGUGGUACUCAACAUUGGGUUUAUGGCGAGCUGAUUUUAUACUUAAUAGUAUUUUUAUCCCCUGUUACAUCACUGUACUGGUCCUAUCAUAUUUUCACAUAUGACAUGUUCUGCUUAGUUUUUUGUAUCCUGGUAAAAUUAAAACUGUCUCGUUUUAUAGUUUUAUUGUAAUCAGGGACAAAAAAAGGUCUUCUACUUUAUCAAGAAUCCAUCCGGACGUUGUAAUGAGUCUACUGCUGAAUCUUGGGCUAAACAUGAGCUGCGAAAGGAAAUUUCAUAACAGCCUCUCGUAGUUGGACUCUAAGCCACCUCGGAUGCUUUUUUUCCCUUCUGAAAACAACCACUGGUCUGCUCUCAGGAAGUACUGUAUGAAUAUUAAUAUGGAUGCAAAUGCACAGUGAGGAUGCCCAGCGCUUGAACCAACACAGCGCGCUGAUAUCUGCGCAUUUUUUUUUUUGUUUUGGCGUGUUUUUCUUUUUUUCCUCUCUGUCCAGGGGCUGAACUGAAAGCGUGUUUCUUUUGCCGAGGUCGCGUCGGAGGCUUUUUUUUUUUUAAACCACACAAGGAUGGCGUUUUACCUGAGAGGAACAUUUUGUAACGUCGCAUUGAAUUGCAUCAUGGUUUUCAAUCAGAUCUCACACCGGCCAGGCUACACCGAGCCGCGGUAGUAGAGUGUUGCUGUUUAUCAUAAAAAUGGAAGACCUUUCACGUCAAGAAAAGGCGUCAGUCCGGUGAUAUGCGUCUGAAUAGCUGAUUUUUCAUCUCCACGUCAAUUGACACAUCUGGGAAAGGAUUUUUUCCCCUUUCCCUCCCGUCUAUUUCAAGACAGCUGUGUCAUCAACAACCGGCGUGGUUUUGUUGUUGUCUGAUUUUUACGAGCCUGGGCAACUGGAUAGCGGCAUAGUCUGCAUCUGCGCCAGCCAUAGGCUACCCAGUUACUAAGGUGAGUUGGAGAAGGCUGCCUGCGCCAUACGCUCCAGUCUCCUGAGUCUUCUUCUAUACCAUGAGCUCUGGCUCAGCCCAGGAUGUGGCAGUCGAGCAUUUCCUGCGUGACAUAGAGAGGCGAAGCAAGCGGCUACACUGCGCUGUGAUAGGCUGCGAGGAGGAGCGACCCCGCAGCGACAUGAACCUGCUGUAUCGUAAGAGCCGUUUGGACUGGAGGCAGAGGGACCAAGAGGGAAGUAAAAAGAGCUCUACCCAAACGGACCCCUCAGCUACUGUCGGUAAAGUCAGAGACUUGGCUUCCUUCCGCCGGCACUUCCGAAUGGGUUUCAUGACCAUGCCGGCCUCCCAGGACCUGUCCCCUCACUCCUGUGCCUCUGCCAUGGCGCCGCGCUCGCAAUCCUGCCACGCUGUCGGUGCCGGGGAUACGAGUCUAGAGAACGGAGAUUACUCUGACACCCAGUCCCAGCACGGUGGCCGCUGCCCCCCGGCCAAACCCAAACGCCAUCCAAGCACUCGCCUCAGCUCCUCGUCCGCUGACAGCAGAGGACCUCCUGAGACGCCGCCGCCUCCCCCGCCCACACACUCACAGUCCAAACACUCAGAGAAGAAAAAUGCCAUGAAGAAGUCGGACUCUGGAGACAUUGGAGCAAAGAAGGUGCCUCCUUUAAAACCCAAAAGAAGUCCCAGCACCCAGCUUACCUUUGACCCUCUUCCUCCACGUGUGCCUCCUUCUGCCACAUCCCUGCCUUUCCAGGCAGCAGACUCUCAGAUUCAGACUGGAGAUGGGGAGGAUGAGCCAGUCUAUAUAGAGAUGGUGGGCCAAGUGUUCACUAGAGACAGCCAGACGGCCACCCCCCACCCUGUCACCCCUGUGGCUACCACACCUGACUCUGACUCAGAUCAGAGUGAGGCUAUCUAUGAGGAGAUGAAAUACCCGCUGCAAGAGGACAGAGAGUCCCAGAGACACCUCCCUCCCAAACACGAGAAACUGAAAAGCUCUAAACACUUCCACGUCACCCCCUCCUCCUCCAGCAGCUCCUCCUCUUUGCCACGCCCCUCCUCUUCGUCUCCUUCCUACUCAAAACCCAAAGCUACUGUGUCGAUCUCUCAUUCAUCUCCCCUGCCUUCCUCUGCAUCCUCCACCCCUGUCCCCCAGGUCCUCUCCACCAGUCCCCACACCCCUCGUGCCCCUACUCCCUACUUGUUGCAAGGGAAUAAAUCCGAGCCUGAGGCCAACACGAAGAUCCCAGCCCCUUUCCCCAAUCUUUUACAGCACCGGCCCCCGCUGCUUGCCUUCCCUCAGCCUGCAGCAGCUUCCAGUGGGGUCGGGGUGCAGAACAAGGCGUCUGCUUCUACUAAAAUGGGAACUCAAACAUCCAGCGUGACGACUCAAGCCAGCACCUCCGCCUCAACCUCUUCUAAUGUUCCCGUAUCCCUGUCGGGCUCCAAGGAGUUGUCUGGGGGAAGCGCAACCCAGCAGGACAAACACAGCAGAGAGGCCCAGUUAGGCCCAGCUCCUGGCCUGAGAGCCAGGAGUCACUCCACGCCCCUGCCUCCCUCCUCCAAGUCCACCUCCCCGUUCUCUCAUCACCACCACCACCCUCACCACCGCCCUUCACACUACCAUCAUUAUCGCAAGCCAGAGAGAGGAGACUCUCCCGCUCCAAUCAAGAGCAGCUCUCAAACUUCGACCCAGGCCACAGUCCAGACCCAAACCUCAAGUACAGGCAAGGAAGGCAAGUCUGUUAGCUUCCUCUUGAAGUCUGAUAAAGGAGAGAGGGAUAAGGAUAGGGACAGGGACAAGGACAGGGAUAAGGAUAGGGACAGGGACCGAGAUAGAGACAGAGAGAGGGAUAGGGAUAGGGGUAGAGAUAGAGACAGGGAGAAAGACAGAGACAAGGAGAAAGACAAGGACAGAGACAGAGACAGGGACAGGGAUAGAGAUAAGGACAGGGACAGAGAAAGAGAGAGGGAUCGGGAUAGGGACCGGGAUAGGGAUCGGGAUAAAGAUCGGGAUUGGGAUAGGGAAGGAGGGCCGCACUCCUUACAGAUGGAUAGUGCUACCGCCAGUAGCAGUCAAACGUCUCAAAGCAGCACCUGCUCAACCCCUACGCCAUUAUCCUCAUCCCAGCGUCCUCAUUCUCGACCACAUCUCCGCUCUCACACUCCACACGGCCUGCCAGCCUACAAGCCUCCCUCCUCAGACAGCCCCCUGCUGUGGACCUACCCCUCCGGUGGCUUCCGGAGACCGCCAGCUUACGAGAGCCUGAGAGGAAGCUCUCAGACUCCGUCUCUGCAACAGCCCUCAAGUCUCACUGGUGUAGGUGAGGGGGCAUCCAAGAUUAAUGGAGGGUCUGCGUCCCUCCAGUCAAAAGUUGGCUUCAUGCCCUGGGACAGCAGUGCCAGCUUAACGGCAGAUGAGGGGUCUUACUGGCCUAUGCAGAGGAAAUUGUCCUUCAGCCACGGGACCAGAGAGACAGAGAAGGAUGAAGGGCGUGCGUGGAAUGGCAGUGCCGAUGCCCUUUUAAGGAUGGAUAAAGAGGACCUGGGGAUGGCGUCUCGAGGAGGCCACUCCGGCAUCCCGGUUCAUUUCAGUGGUGCCACCAGCAGGGCCCUUGGUCACAGUGAGUCCCUGGCUGGCAUGGAUAGCAGCCUGGGAUUCAGGGCCCUACCGAGAGUAGGGCUGCCUCUUCCCUGCCAGACUUUCCCUGCCUGUCGCAAUGGAGAAGUGGGGCGGCUGGGCCGCUCCUCCUCUGCUGCUGGAGUGAGACAGGUGGGUGGAGGAGACGUCCAGAGACAGAGCAGUCUACCAGCACGAGAAGCCCUGAAUCAGCUGCAUGGUCUGGCCCAGCCUCAAGCACCCUGCAGUCCCAGCAGUCCCAGCGUGUCUCGGCAGCAGCAGCAGCUUCAGCUCCACCAGCAGCAGCUACAGUUAAAGCAGCAGCUCCAGCAGCUUCAGCAACAGCACCAUCUGCAGUUGCAGUUCCAGCAGCUCGCCCAGCUGGCACAGGGACAGCCUCCUGUCAGCGGAGGCACCACCCCAUCCACAACGCAGACCCAGAGAGACGGCAAGCUGCUGGAAGUCAUUGAGCGUAAACGCUGCCUGUGCAAAGAGAUCAAGGCCCACAGGCGCCCUGACAAAAGCCUGUGCAAGCAGGACAGCAUGCCCAUCCUCCCUAGUUGGAGACGGACACCUGAGCCUCGUAAGACUGGCACGCCACCCUGCCAGAGGCCGCAAGCCGUCGUGUGGGACACGGCUAUCUGAGGUAGAAAGACAGGCCAGCGAGUACAGCACUGAAGAGAGAGACAAAACACACAGAUGAGUUGACAGUGGUUUGAACAAUUAAUAAAAGAUGAGAGUGAAAAUGGGUUCAGUAACUGGAA
This is a messenger RNA of Lates calcarifer (barramundi perch), 4428 nucleotides long. RefSeq names its product neuronal tyrosine-phosphorylated phosphoinositide-3-kinase adapter 1. The transcript has 7 exons. Bases 1103 to 4309 code for a protein of 1068 amino acids. The record is from RefSeq and is a predicted model, not a curated record. Gene Ontology annotation, biological process: phosphatidylinositol 3-kinase/protein kinase B signal transduction; neuron projection morphogenesis. Lineage: Eukaryota; Metazoa; Chordata; Actinopteri; Centropomidae.